AUGAAGGCGGUCAUUAAGCAAGCUGCUGUAGUGAUUGUUGCUCUAGCUUCCGGAUGGCUGGCGAUUGAGUUUGCUUUCAAGCCCUUCCUCGACAAGUCUGAUGCCGCCAUCUCCAAGUCCGACCCCGACUACGAUCCAGACGACGAUGAAAAGAUUGAUGACUCCUCCGCCGCGGCUGAAACAGCAACCGUGUAA
Linum tenue is the source of this 195-nucleotide messenger RNA. Lineage: Eukaryota; Viridiplantae; Streptophyta; Magnoliopsida; Malpighiales; Linaceae. The record is from the annotation of a GenBank genome assembly.